AUGACUUUCCUCCAAAGCCAGUGUGACGAUGACUGCUACUCCUCCUGCAAUUAUGGGGGUCUCUAUGGCUACCGGGGCUACGACUGCGGGAGCCCCUGUGGCUACCGGGGCUACGGGGGCCUCUACGGCUACCGGGGCCUCUACGGCUUCGGGGACCGCUACGGCUACGGGGGCCUGUACGGUUACCGGGGCAUCUAUGGCUCUGGGGACUGCUAUGGCUAUGGGGGGCUGUAUGGAGGCUAUAGGGGCCUCUAUGGCUCUGGAGACUGCUGUGGCUACCCAGGCUUUUACUCUGGCCGCUAUGGCUACCCCUUCGGCUCACGCUACGGCCAAAGGUUUGGCUACGGGAGCUGCUAUUCCUGCUAA
Molecule: messenger RNA, 366 nt
Organism: Apus apus (common swift)
Lineage: Eukaryota; Metazoa; Chordata; Aves; Apodiformes; Apodidae
Product: keratin-associated protein 21-1-like
Exons: 1
Coding region: 1-366 (121 amino acids)
Source: RefSeq, a predicted model, not a curated record